UGCAGUUUACGAUUGUGGUCAGUUUACCAUUGUUGGACAGUUCUUGGGAGGCAGAGGAAUGCGGGGCUUACACAACGCUCACAUGGGAAAUAUUGCAGGUGGGAGGUCCCCGGGCUGUGGUCAUGCUGUCCCUGGAUGAGCCCCUGGACUUGAAGCUGCCUCGACGGGCUGGUGGGAGAGACAGGGGUGCCAGGUCGCCCCUCUCUCCAAUUCACCCCAAACGCGCCCGCCAACUGCACAUGACCGAUGACGGCACUGCUAUCAUUGAGCCUGCAUCUCCACCUUCUCCACAUAAUGGUGUGCAGGUGGUACCUCAGGACCGAACGGAGACCCCCACCCCCCCUGCAGUGGACCUCAGCAUGUCCCCCUCCUCACGCCACACCCCCAGCUCCCCAGAAACAUCCAAUGGCUACGUCCCCUCAGGGAAUUCCCUCUCACAGGCCUUUCAGUUCUUUGUGCCAAUUGGAGCUGGGACAGGGCUUCACCUGCCAUCCUCCAUGUUUAUGAGCCAGAGUGACAAAAGAGCGUCUCCAGACCUCUCAGCAGACGAACAGCUGGCCUGCCGCUGGAAGAAGUGCCAUCACCUCUUUGACUCUCUGCAAGACCUAGUGGACCAUGUAAACGACUUUCACGUCAAACCUGAAAAGGAUUCUGGGUAUUGUUGCCACUGGGAGGGCUGUGCACGUAAAGGGAGAGGGUUCAAUGCCAGGUACAAGAUGCUUAUCCACAUCCGCACUCACACAAAUGAGAAGCCCCACCGUUGUCCCACUUGCAACAAGAGCUUUUCUCGUCUGGAGAACCUGAAGAUCCACAACCGCUCCCACACAGGUGAGAAGCCGUAUAUUUGUCCAUACGAGGGCUGUAACAAGCGUUACUCAAACUCCAGCGACCGCUUCAAACACACACGCACUCACUAUGUGGAUAAGCCCUACUACUGCAAGAUGGUGGGCUGCCUGAAGCGCUACACUGACCCCAGCUCCCUCCGCAAGCACAUCAAAGCCCAUGGUCACUUUGUGGCCCAGGAGCAUGGCUCUCCAGGUGGGGUCGGCUCACUGCUGAAGGGUCCGCCUGCAGGGCUCACCAAUGGAGGAGGCAAGGACUCAGAAAUGUCCUACGUGAGUGGGGCCCACAUUAUCAUUCCUAGUGCUGCAGCUGCUCUUUUGGGAAGCCACGCUCUGCAGAGUCUGGGGGGCUCUUUGCCUCUGUCCCCCCUCAGCCCCCGUCCCCUGGACCUCAGCUCACUGGGAUGCCCAGGGUCUCCACCAGGUUCCAUUUUGUCUUUUAAUGGCUCCCACCUGGGCCUGGCUAAGUCUCCUCUGCUCUCCUCGACUUUCCCCUCUGCCGCCCUGGGCCUGCCCAUGAUGCCAGUGCUGGGAGCCGCGUCUGAGCGCAGAAUUCACUCCAUCAAGAAGGGCCGCAUGGAGGAAGUGGAGCCCGAGGUGACUGGGGGGGCCCUGAAUCUCUCCACUGGAGGUUCUCAUGAUCCCCUGUCCUGGGUGGUCAUACCCCCAGGCACUGUGGUGCUGAAGCCAGCUGUGGUUAACUGAUACACUCACACAUUCCUGAAGAGCUCAGGGGGUCCGGGGGGAGGGAGGGGCACACAGCGGCGAGGGUACGGGUGGUCAAAGGUGAAAGGGAUCGGCUCGCACAAUCAAACUUAAGCAAUGCAUUCAGAGGAGAUGGGAACGGGAGACAAACUUCCUCCAAUAACACUACACCUCACAUGACAUCAACGCAAGCCUCGUUUGGAUGGGAAUCUGAGGCCCAAGAACUGUCCAGUAACACGUACAUCUGUAUCACUGAUACAGACUUCACUUAUGUUAUACAUUCCUGUGUCUGUAUUUUUCUUGUGCUCUGUGUUCUUCUAAAAGUCCAGUUUGAUUGACACAUAUUUAAAUAUUCACCUCAUCGACAUUGUGCCUAUCACUUCACAGUGAGAAAGAGACACGAAACUGAAUGACGCACUCACUGUGAGGUAAAAGUGCAUCCACCACAGACUUUCACAGCUGAUUUAUGAAGCUAUGACCCAUUUUCACAGGCUGAUGUGAUUAAUGUAAUUCAGACAGACUUGCUGUGCGAGGCAAGUGAACUCAAACUGUCUCUGUGCAGGGUUUGUGCUGGAUAAGCUGGAUAUGUCAGCUUUAGAGCAGGGCCCUUCUCAGAGACAGAUCUGUUAAAUACAGCACUUACUUGUGUCAUACGGUUAUACUGUCGCACAGUAACCUCAGAACUGCUGCUAACCUCUCAGCUCCCUCAAUGUAUUUGUAGAGAGCAUUUCUGACAAUCUCACCCCAUUUGGGGAAGCAAAAACAAGGACCAGCCCAUUAGACCAGACUGUUGGACAUGCAGACAAUGGGCUUUUAGGACACAGAGCAGUAUAAGUGACUUCAAUAGACAAGUGGUGUUUCAUCACCUGACAAUGACCAAUACUUUUAAUUAUGACAUGUUUUUACACAAAUUAAAUGGUAAGACGUUGAUGUAUCUGGCUCCCCCUUCUGGUAAGGCACAGUGCACAACAUCUUGCUAGCACGCUGGCUGUUUGCAGUCAGAUUGUCCAGCUGCUUUCUCGUAAAUUGAAUCAACACUGCCAGUUGGUCUAUGAAAAGAGCACUGUGGCGAUAAACACUGAAGUCGUGUGUUAUGAAGUGAGCCGACCCAAAACCAGCUGUGCUAAACAGGUGGUGAUCCAGUCAAGGCCAAACCAGCCUUUAUUGGUGCAAAUGGUGUCCCAGGUUCAACAAGUGCCACAGUGAGGUUAGACCAUCAGCAGCAGACAGGGAGAGCGAGGGCUGUGCACUGUGCCAGUGUGGAGGAUACAGAUAAUGCCACACACAGCUGGACUGCCUAUAAAGCCACACUGUUUUAAACUGCCUCAAUACCCUGUCCACAGUGGCUUCUCUAAAGAAACUCUUUGACUUGUGGGAAAACUUUCUCCUGAUUCCAUUUUGCAGUCGAGUCGCACUUAACAUAAACUAUAUCCUUUACAUGUUAUAUGAAAUAUGUUACUGCCAACAGCCAUUAUUUUCAGCUGUACUUAGCUGCAGGGUUCAGUCUAAAAUGGGUUAAAUGGCCACACUGUUGACUGCUGCCUCAGCUGAGGAAGGUAGAGGGUGAGGAUAGGAUUUACGCAACAAAAGGAGUUCCUUAAAGUUUUCUGCCAACGCUCCUCACCUCUGCAUCUCUGUUUGCCAUGCAGUUCUCAGUUAUGGUUUCAUGUUUGUCAUUAUUUUUAUUUAGUUCUGACGAGACAUUUUUUCUGAUGUUGAAGUUGCUUCUUGUCUGUAAUGCAAUGGCUGCUCUGCAUUCAGCUUUCUGCUGCCACGGCUGAGUCUUAAAAGGGGUUGAUGUGAGGCAGAAAAAAAAACAGGAUUUGGGUUUGCUUCUAGGGUACUUGUUCCCAAUUUGGGCUGGACUGAAAUCUAGGUCACAACAUGAUGUGAUAGAGUAGGAAAUGUGUACAGUUUACUGGCAUCUAUUUAUCAUCGAGAGGUUCAGUAUUUCAAAAGUAUAACCUUUUAAAGGGUCUGUGUCAUUAUUAUAUGCCCGGUUUAAUAUUGUGAUCUAAAAAAAAAAAUUUCAUGAUCUCAAUCUCACACUAAUCUAUUUUUUGCAAGUUAGUAUUAGUAUAAAUAAGAUUUGUUAUGUUCUGUAGUUCCCAUUUAGUCAAAUACAAUUGCAUUUUGGAAUUUCUUCUGAUGUUGUUCUGAUACUGUUGAACUGGUGGCUGUGCUACAAGGACAUUAAGAAGAAAAUCCGGAAUAUACAUUAUAAGCCAACAAAGCAGUGCCAGACAGCCUCCUCUUGUCUUUUCACUUCUGCAGCUUUAGUGGCCAGUAGAACAUUCCCUUUCAGUCACACUAGCUUUUACAAUAUAAUCUGUGCCACUGAACUCUGUCCACCCUCUGUUUUAACCUUUUUAUAGUUUAAGCCCAAAGGAUCAACACAUUUUGGCCACUAGGCUUUUAACACAGAUGAGGAAAACAGGCAUCCACUAGCAAAUAAAUAACAAACACAUUUGUCUGAUGAUGUACCUCCUAUUCCCCUAUAACGGUGAGAGGCUUCAGUCAUCACGUAUGUUAAUUUUAAGCAGCUCGUAUCAUUACAGAUUUCCAGGUGGGAUGUCAUCAGACAUUGAAAUGGUUACCAUGGAAACCAUUCAACCCAGAUGCUGUGGACUUGAUGGUGUCCUCUGCUGGACUAAGACUCAGUGAGGCAGUAGAAAGCUGACAUUGACAAGGAUCCGACCAGGGUCCAUAUUGUUUCCAUAUUCAAUAAGCUGUAUCCUCUAUUAACCCUUUGAGCUCGGUCUGUAAUGAAACUGCACUUUCUCUCUUUUAGCUAUAGACAAGAGUAUGCCGUUACAUUAUUUGGCAGCAUACAGCCAUCAAUCAUUUUAGGAACCAAGUGUAUUUGUAACAAUCAGAAUUUGAAAUUGUAUUUGUAAAUUGUAAAGUGGUACUUGCUUCUGGAUAAGCUAAUUUAAUGCUAUUAAAAUUUCCAGGGCAUAAAUAUGUUGCUAUCAGAGGUGCCACAAUGUUGCACAAAGGGUUAAUGUUAAGACAAAGGCCAUGCAAGGCCUGUUUCGAGUUAUGUUUUUGCACAUUUGUGAGAUAUUAUGUCAGUAUUUUAAUUUUUCAAAGUGCCUUUUUAUUAUUAUAGGGUAAACUACCGAAUACACUUUACAAAAAUGAUGUUAUAAAAAUAUAUUUUUCCUUGGCAUCAUGUUCCAUGGUUGAACAUGCAGAAUUUUAGAGUUGUAAAGUCUCCAAUUGGUACAACAUAGCUGUGUUCUCCUGUUUUAGAGGAAUUUUAUUACGAUAUUGAUAAUAAUGUCAAUGAA
Molecule: messenger RNA, 4840 nt
Organism: Boleophthalmus pectinirostris (great blue-spotted mudskipper)
Lineage: Eukaryota; Metazoa; Chordata; Actinopteri; Gobiiformes; Gobiidae
Gene: glis2b
Product: GLIS family zinc finger 2b
Biological process (GO): regulation of transcription by RNA polymerase II; smoothened signaling pathway
Cellular component (GO): nucleus
Molecular function (GO): DNA-binding transcription factor activity, RNA polymerase II-specific; RNA polymerase II cis-regulatory region sequence-specific DNA binding
Source: RefSeq, a predicted model, not a curated record